UUCUCUCCCCAUUCUUAUAUUGCCCUGCAACAUGUCAUACUGUGUACAAGAAGGGAAAGACAAAGUUGUAAUAGCAACUGUAGAGGACCUGAACCAGCCUUGUAAAGCCAAUAUUGUUAUAGAAAAACCCAAAGACGAACCAGGAGCUAUAUUACCUGAUGGUUCUAUAAACUGGGAUUGUCCAUGUAUUGCUAGAGAUUUAACUGGACCUUGUGGUUACCAGAUGAGACAGGCUUUAGCAUGUUACACUGAAGGGGCCGCGUCUCCAGAGUGUCGGGAGAAACAUUUAGAACUACAAGACUGUUUACAAAGUCAUGCUGGGUUAUACCCCUGGGUGAACGACGAAGACGGGAGUGUAGAAAAGGAGGCAGUCAGAAGGGCAGAGGAUAUGAUAAGUGAGGCGGAAAAGAAAUCCUGACAAAAAACUGUAUUAACAAUUUUAUAUUCUUGUAUUAUAAAAUGUAAUUUCUUA
Messenger RNA from Mytilus trossulus (common blue mussel), 472 nucleotides. RefSeq names its product mitochondrial intermembrane space import and assembly protein 40-B-like. NCBI's taxonomy places the organism in Eukaryota, Metazoa, Mollusca, Bivalvia, Mytilida, Mytilidae. The coding region runs from base 32 to 418 and encodes 128 amino acids. Gene Ontology annotation, cellular component: mitochondrial intermembrane space. The transcript is spliced from 3 exons. The record is from RefSeq and is a predicted model, not a curated record. Gene Ontology annotation, biological process: protein import into mitochondrial intermembrane space. Gene Ontology annotation, molecular function: protein-disulfide reductase activity.